Knipowitschia caucasica is the source of this 1419-nucleotide messenger RNA. Lineage: Eukaryota; Metazoa; Chordata; Actinopteri; Gobiiformes; Gobiidae. The record is from the annotation of a GenBank genome assembly.
AUGGAGCAGGAGCCAGGGGCCAGCAGUGGGGGCUUCGUGGCCCUGAACCUCAGCUCGGGGGACGUGGACCUCAGGGACUGGGUGAUGGUGGAGAGGCCCAGUCCUGCUGCCCAUGUCGGCGGGAAGGCCACGUCCAACCCCUCAGAGGAAGAAGAGCUCCAGGCUGAAGACACAUCAGCCCCAGGGAAAGGUGUCUGCUCAGACAAACUGCAGAUGGAGCUCAGGCCUGCAGUGACCAGCACCCGGCCAGGGGGGGCGCUGGAGGGCCUGCUCACUCAGCUCACAGUCGCCCCCCAGUGUCCGGGGUCCGCAUCUGCAGCUGCCACAAACCAUCAUACGCAGGAAGCAAGAGCGGAGCGAGAAGAGCCCCGGCCGUCCACCAGGGGGCCGUCCACCAGGGGGCCGUCCACCAGGGGGCCGUCCACCAGGGGGCCGUCCACAAGGGGGCCCCCUCCAACGGCGCAGGUGGACGUGAACGCCAACGGGAUGAUGUCACCGCGCAGAGACUCUCACAGCGACUGCGCAGACGCCAAACAGAGCGCUCAGUCUACAGCCGAGAACCAGGAGACCGAGAUCAGACCAGAGGAGACGUCUGAGGAGGGAGGGGCCCCUGGGGAGGGAGGGGCCCCUGAGGAGGGAGGGGCCUCUGAGGAGGGAGGGGCCCCGAGUCCACACUGUCAAGAUUCAGAGAGCAACCAGACCCAAAUCCAACCAGAGGAAUCUUCUGAGGCCAAGAAACCAAACUGUACCAAAGCUGAGAGCACAGGGCCAGAGGCUGAGAGCACAGGGCCAGAGGCUGAGAGCACAGGGCCAGAGGCUGGGAGCACAGGGCCAGAGGCUGAGAGCACAGGGCCAGAGGCUGAGAGCACAGGGCCAGAGGCUGAGAGCACAGGGCCAGAGGCUGAGAGCACAGGGCCAGAGGCUGAGAGCACAGGGCCAAAGGCUGAGAGCAGAGGGCCAGAACUGAAACCAGCCGAGUCUCCUACGAAGGGAAAAGCCAAGAGCCCUGUCCCGUCCUCCCCUGCCGCAGUGAGGAGGAGUCCAGACCUGAGACCCAGCCGGAUCCCGCUGUUGGAGCCCUGGACUCUGGUCGAUUUGGAAACUUCAGCCAAAGAGAAACUCCUGCAGAAGAAAAGCAGUCAUCUGAAGAGAGUGAGGUCCCCCAGCGGUUCACCCCUGUCCCCCCGCAGGGAGCCUCCCCCCUCGACCCAGAGAGACCCCACCGCCUCAGACCGGUCCCAAGACGAGGACUCCCUCUGGGGCUGCCCCUCAGACCGGACCUCUCUCUCCUCCUCCCCCAGGAAGAGCCGCCUCCCCCGCCCAGUUCACCCAGCCAGGUCUGUGGAGCGGCUCGAGACAAACCCACCAGAGCCAGCCCCUCCAGAGCUCCGCCCCCUGCACCACACAGAGACCAGGUGA